Candoia aspera is the source of this 4056-nucleotide messenger RNA. RefSeq names its product junctional adhesion molecule 3 (gene JAM3). The record is from RefSeq and is a predicted model, not a curated record. Lineage: Eukaryota; Metazoa; Chordata; Lepidosauria; Squamata; Candoiidae. The transcript has 9 exons. Gene Ontology annotation, biological process: cell-cell adhesion; cell migration. Gene Ontology annotation, cellular component: cell-cell contact zone; plasma membrane; protein complex involved in cell adhesion. Gene Ontology annotation, molecular function: integrin binding; protein heterodimerization activity; cell-cell adhesion mediator activity. Bases 80 to 976 code for a protein of 298 amino acids.
GCUGGGAUCAAGCCAGGCGGGGAAUGCGCAAGCUCGGCCCGGCGAGACGGCCGCCUUAAGUCCCAGGUCCAUCUGCAUCAUGGCGCUCUGGCGGCGGGCGCUGCUGCUCCUCCUGCUCCGCUACAGAAUCUUGGCGAUAGAGCUGAUCUCUAAAAAUAUGAAUCCCGUGGUGGAGGAAUUUCGACGGGCUGAACUUUCCUGCAUUAUUUCUACCACCAAAACAGCCAAUCCCAGAAUCGAGUGGAAGAAAAUUGCCGGCGGAGCCACAACUUACGUGUAUUUUGACGGCAAGAUGCAGGGAGAGUGGGUAAACCGCGCCCAACUCAGCAGCAGGACGUCGCUGAUCAUUCAUAAUGUCACCCGGGCUGAUAAAGGUAUCUACCGGUGUGAGGUGGUAGCCCCUGAUGAUGCAAACCUGGGUGCAGAAAUCAACGUUAACCUGACCGUUCAUGUGAAACCAGUGGCCCCCAAGUGCCGGGUGCCCCAGUCUGUCCCCGUGGGGAAACCAGCCACCCUCCACUGCCAGGAAAAGGAAGGGUUCCCGGAGCCAACCUACAGCUGGUAUCGUAAUGAUGAAACGCUGCCCCUUGAUUCCAGAUCCAGUUCUAAGUUCCAGAACUCUUCCUUUACAGUGGACCCCAAAACAGGCAUGUUGGUCUUUGUCGAAGUGCAGAAAGGAGACUCUGGCCGCUACAGCUGCAGAGCAAUGAAUGCGGUUGGCGAAGCCUGGUGCGAAGGAAUAGAAAUGGAAGUCUAUGACCUUAAUAUUGUCGGGAUCGUGAUUGGAGUAUUGGUGGUGCUGGUCGUUCUGACCCUGAUUACAGUGGGGAUCUGCUGUGCCUACAGGAACGGUUUACUUGUCCACCACAAACAAAAUGGAAACAGCUACAAGACUCCAACGAAGCCAGAUGGCGUGAACUAUAUUCACACAGAUGAGGAGGGUGACUUUAGACACAAGUCCUCCUUUGUGAUAUGAAACAGCAGAGACAUUUGGAUUUUGCCCAGCGGCGAGAGCGGAGCGCAGAAAACCUUCUCCAAUCCCUUGCGCAUGAGGCGAUAACUGAUGUGUGUGUGGAUGUGUUCCUUUUUACUCCUUUCAAAACCAUUUACAGGCACACAGGUGCACCUGCCUGAUUUUUUUACUCUUUUGUCGUUGCCAAAGUCAAACCCCCGUUUUUAACAGCCAAACUGCCGUCUUCCACUCUAGAAGCGACCGUUGCAAACACCGCCCUCUCUCCAGGUGGCAAGGAGAGCACCUCUUCAACCUUUGGCAGGAGGAAACGAUUCUGGGAAAUCAUUUCCGUAAAAUCUCUGGGGAUCACUUCUGUGCCACCCAAGGUUGCAGAGCUGCCUCUUACACUAUUGCGCCAACGUAGCAUCAAAACAUCCUUCUGCACACUGAGCAUCUGAUCACUCUCAUCUGCUUCAUGCAGUCUUGCUCAUUGGAUGCCCUUUCCCAUUCCAACCUCUGCAUGCCAAACAUCUCUUUGGGUAGCUAAGUAACAACAACAACAACAACAAGCCAAACUCUGACUUCUUGAUGUGGUACCUAAGACCGAAGACAGAAUUUUUCUACUGUUCCUAUUCUUUCGUUUGUAGAAUUCUGCAGUCUAAUUUUUUUUUUUUGGCAAAGAUAUAUUUUGAUUACUUUUUUAAAAAACAUCGUUUUUUUUUAAUUUAAAAUGUAAAUAGGUUGGUAGGCCAAACAGUGUUAAUUGUAAUAAUGUAGUAACUUUAUAGGGGGUUCUAUUCACACUUUCCAGUACUGAUUCAAACCAUAUCAGUAUUAACCAAAAGUACAGAAGGCUCAGUGGUGGAAAACAGCAGGGACAAAACAUCUGUUGCUUUCGUGGGGAAAGCAAUUUAAUACUUAUCUUCUCCCUGCAGAACAAUACGGGCAGGAUAGAGACUUGUCCAACUAGUAACAGGAACCUAAAGGGAAGCCCUCGGGUACGUUGCAGCAAAUUGCUUUGUAAGUUGAAGGGAGUUUGUGAUAUGACAAGAUGCUCAAAAGAGAAACGCCCACAUUUUUUCAGGGGUGCAAAAGUCAUUGAGUUCUAAAUCUUGGAUGUGCCCUUUGAGUCCUGGGGAGGGUAAAAACGUACAGCCGUUGUCAAAUGAAGCUCUGCAGUUUAGCCAGUCAAAAAUGGAGGAGAGUGGGCUUUUCCACAUCAUCUCCCUUUUAGACCAUCCCGCUUACAGCUCGUGAAAACACUUCACUUGUCUAUUACAGAAAAAGAGAAAGAAAAGAGAAUGGAGUGUAAUUAAAUCCACAGUUGGUUCUCUCUCUCUCUCUCUCUUUCUCAGUUUCCUGUUCAAGUCACAAUGGGAGCUGCCAACUUAUCUGGCUAUAAGCAAGCAAUUCCUAGCUUUUCUCAUGGCAGCUGGGCCCUCCUGUGUAAGAUAUACGGCAAGGAUCAAACAAUUUGCUGUGAUGGAAAAAGUGGCGUUUCUUUCCAAAAACGUGGUACAUUUUUAGAGAUGUUUGCUUCAGCCUUCAAGUUCAUAGUCUUAAUUCUGGACAUGGACGGUAUUUUUUAUUACCUAAGAGGACGUAGGACUCCUAGUAUGGAUUUGUUGGUCUUCUGUAUUAACCUGCCUUAGAAUAUCCAACACUGGAUUGCUUUGGUUUCUCUGUUUUUAAGGAAGUUGAGAAGAGAGGUCAUUGGUGCAUUUUAUUUCUGUCCAACAGCUUUGAUUCCUGUCCUUUCAGGGUAAAGUGGCGGUAAAUUUAAGGCGGCGGGGGGGGGGAGCUGUAACAAUGUGCCCCAACCCUGCCAUCUUGUUUUGAUUUUAACCGUGGCUACCUCGGCAUUUGACCAAAGUCAGGCUUUUAUCCACUGCCAAAAUGAUUUUCUCCCUGUCAGCUUUAUUUGGGAUAGAAUAGGGUUGCCUUCUGGGUCAAAAUGGCUGUCCCUUCUGCCUUAGUACAUUCACUAACCCUUUUUGAGGCUGCCUCUCUGACACCCAAGUGAGCAGAAAAGCCUUGAAUAUUUAGUUGAGAAUGAAGAAUCAAGACCUCUUGCCUUCGAGAUACGUCUACGCUGUUACACACCUAACCUGGAUUAAUUGGUAUGGUUUGCAACCAGGGCAGGUUAGAAGUCCAAGUAGAUUAAAUCUAACGGAUGGCCCAUCCUCUUUGCAAAACUGAGUGUUUAAUAUUAGAUAGCAGUUUAAAGGAGUUCCAAUUCUCAGGCUUCAGGAGGUACAAAAUUCAGUUGAACAGCAGGAGUAGGAACUCUGGCCAUGGUGUUUUGGGCCAGGCUGAAGUCAAGUAGGUCAGCUCAAUUCCUUGGGUACCCAUCAUGCUGCAGUGUAAUCUUCCCAUUUUGCUUGGGAGUGACCCUGUUCAUCUCUCCGGUCUUGAGUUCUACCCAAGGCUGAAUACAAUAGAAUGGCAGAAUACUUGGAUGAGUUAUCUAUUGCUGGUGAGCCCCAGUUCCUAGAAGUCCUGGUGAGCAAGGUCAGUAGUGAGAUAAGCUGGGAGCUGUCACUCGGCAUCGUUUGGCAGUGAAGCGCACGGGCACCCCUUGGCAUGUAAUAAUUUAGCACCUAUGGGGGAAGUACUUCAGGGUUUGAAGUGCCAGUUCAUUACCUGAAGAGGUUUUUCAUGUACCAUAGGAACCUAAACAGGUUGGUAAUUUAAGGUAGUAUAAUUUGUUAUUCAAACACUCAAUCUGUGCCAGAGUUGGCAUGGCUCAUUAAUAUAUUUGUUACUUUAAUGAAAAGGGAGUAAUGAAUUUCAGAUCCUAGAAAGGACUAUUAGUGGCAAGGGAUGAGUCAAUUAAAAUUUCUUCCACUGAAGUCAGGUCCAUUAAUCCUGGUUAAAUUUGUAACAGACACAAAUGCUUAGAGUUACUUCUUAAAAACCAGUUGUCUUGUUCUAGUUAGAAACUUUGCCUCCAAAGAAUUAUAAUCUUUUUGGGUCUCAAAAAUGCACCAGUGGAGUCUCUCUUAACAAAUAGGUCUCCGCAAAACACAUUGUAAAUACUUGACCAGUUUGUACUAAUGUAUUGCAUUUAACUUUGCUGAGAAUGUUUUACAUAAAUAUAUAUA